AUGGAUUUUGGAAGCGUUGCAGAGAACAAGAACGUGCAGCUGCAGGAUAGGAAUGAGAGGCUGUAUGGGCUCGGAGACCUGCAGGAGAGGAUGGAGAAGUUGGCCGGCUCCAAAACAGAUCUGUCAGCCAGAAUGGUCCUCAGUGAAGAGGAGAAGCUGAAGAUUUCCAAAGACCUCGUUGAUCUCCAGAUUGAGACAAACAAAAUGAAGGAGCAGUAUGAGACAGAGAACUUUGAACUGAAAAAUAUGAUACUGGCCCUGGAGAACCGUGUGCUGGAGCUGGAGCUCCGCAGUGAGAAAGUCACCAGGGAGCGGGAUGCCUUACGGGAACGCCUGCACGCUCUGGAGACCAGUCGGAAGGAGCUGGCGGAUGAGUACAUCAUUUUGAAAAGCAAUUACCUGGCCCUAGGCAAAGAACUGGAGCAGGAGGUUGUGAAGACUGAGGAGCUCAGCCUAGAGCUGCUCAACCUGGCCAAUGCGAGCGGUGGUGCGCUGUCUCUCCACUCGGAAGGUGAAGGUAAGGACCUCUCUGCCCGGUUACCGGCUCCUUGGAGAGCAGGGAUCUAACAGGCGCCUUCUUCUGUCUCUUACCAAAACCAGCCAGAAGAUGUAGUUGCCUCUGAACACGAGCGGCAAAAGCUGGAGAGAAAUUUGCUUGGAAACCAGGAUCACCUAAAAAUGGAGCUUGAAAAACUGAAGAAAACCUACGACUCGCAGCAGCAGAAGCUGGAAGAGAGAGUGGUCGCGAUGGGGAAGGAGCUGCAGGAGGCGAAGGGCGCGAUUGGGGACACCCAGCACAAGCUGGUGCAGCAGUCAGCGGUGCUGCUCACCUCCCAGAGCCAGCUCCAAGAGGUGGAGGCAGAGAACUCCCGGCUGCAGCUCCGGCUGAAGGAGCUGAAUGAGGAAUAUCGCUCCCGGCUCACCCAGUACAUCAAGGAUGUGGCGGACUACAUGGACAGCAAAUCCAGCAACUUAACAGAGUCUAGCAAAGCCCCAGCUGAUUGUGCUCACAUGAAGCGCUUUGUGGACAGCAUGCUGAAGGAUAUCAGGGCUUCCUACAAGUCUCGGGAAGAGCAGCUAGCUGGAGCGGCACGUGGCUACAAGAAACGCAUGAAGAACUUGGUCAAGAAGCAUGAGAACCUGCUGAUUGCUUACGGGCUCCAGCGAGAGCAGAUCCGGUCCUUGGGCAGCAGUGAUGCAGAUUGUGGCCCUGCCGAGCUCCACUUUUCCAUCACAGACCCAGAGCUGCUGACAAACACAACCCGGGAGCUAAACCGGCUGCGAGAGGGCAAAGCAAAACUGGAGACGCAGCUAUGUGAAUUGCAGGUGGUGGUGGCUGGGCUGCUGGCUUUCUGUGGGGGUGAAACUGGGGGGCAGCAGCUGGAUAAGGAGGGCUGGGCAGAGGUCAGGAAGCAGCUCCGGGAGUUCACACGCACCACCCAGGAGGAUUUGGAGCAGGAGAGGAGCCAGCUGCUGACUCGGGCAAUCGUGGCAGAAGAGCAGGUGUCGGAGCUGCAGGAAUACAUAGAUAAGCAUCUUGCGAGGUACAAGCAGGAGAUCCUCCAGCUGAGGAAGCUCGCCGGCAGCGAGGUGCUGCGUGCACCCAGCGCUGGGGCGGCCGAUACUCUCUCGCUGCCCAGAGCCAGAAGGACAGUCAGCCACCAACCGUAG
Molecule: messenger RNA, 1671 nt
Organism: Phaethon lepturus (White-tailed tropicbird)
Lineage: Eukaryota; Metazoa; Chordata; Aves; Phaethontiformes; Phaethontidae
Gene: CCDC78
Product: coiled-coil domain containing 78
Exons: 13
Cellular component (GO): cytoplasm
Source: RefSeq, a predicted model, not a curated record